Onychostoma macrolepis is the source of this 4838-nucleotide messenger RNA. RefSeq names its product cleavage and polyadenylation specific factor 1 (gene cpsf1). The record is from RefSeq and is a predicted model, not a curated record. Gene Ontology annotation, cellular component: mRNA cleavage and polyadenylation specificity factor complex; nucleus. The transcript is spliced from 38 exons. NCBI's taxonomy places the organism in Eukaryota, Metazoa, Chordata, Actinopteri, Cypriniformes, Cyprinidae. Gene Ontology annotation, molecular function: protein binding; nucleic acid binding. Bases 244 to 4596 code for a protein of 1450 amino acids.
AACUCACGUCGCGCUCAGUGCGCGUGUCGGACACAUUUCAGCGCUGCGCUGCUGCCGCGAGUCAUUCUGGGAAGUGUAAUGAAUGAGAAAGUGCUGUCCACUGUGCUGAUAAUGUGCUGAGUUCGGGGUUAAAUAAAUAUAUUUAUGAGACCCACUAGUCAAAGGGCUCAUUUGGAAAACAGCACAAUAAUUCGCUGGUGCUGAGGAGAGCUGCUCUUCCUCAUCCUCAUCCUCAUCUUCAUCAUGUACGCGGUGUACCGUCAGGCUCAUCCGCCCACUGCUGUGGAGUUCGCAGUGUACUGCAACUUUAUCUCCAGCCAAGAGAAGAACCUGGUGGUGGCAGGAACAUCUCAGCUGUAUGUGUACAGGAUCAUUUAUGAUGUGGAGAGCACUUCCAAAUCAGAAAAGUCGUCAGAGGGCAAGAGCCGAAAAGAGAAGCUGGAGCAGGUGGCGUCUUUCUCUCUCUUUGGAAAUGUGAUGUCCAUGGCCAGCGUUCAGCUCGUGGCCACCAACAGAGACGCCUUGCUUCUCAGCUUCAAAGAUGCCAAGCUCUCAGUUGUGGAGUAUGAUCCAGGCACGCAUGAUCUCAAGACUCUGUCGCUGCACUUUUUCGAGGAGCCGGAGUUGAGAGAAGGGUUUGUUCAGAAUUUGCACAUCCCCAUGGUGCGGGUGGACCCAGAGAACCGCUGCGCUGUCAUGCUGGUGUACGGCACGUGCCUGGUGGUUCUGCCCUUCAGGAAGGACACGCUGACCGAUGAACAAGAAGGCAUUGUGGGAGAGGGGCAGAAAUCAAGUUUCCUUCCCAGUUACAUCAUUGAUGUUCGUGAACUGGAUGAGAAACUCCUAAACAUCAUCGAUAUGAAGUUUCUCCACGGUUACUACGAGCCCACACUGCUUAUUCUGUUUGAGCCCAAUCAGACGUGGCCGGGGCGUGUGGCAGUGCGUCAGGACACGUGCAGUAUCGUGGCGAUCUCUCUAAACAUCAUGCAGAAGGUUCAUCCAGUCAUCUGGUCUCUCAGUAACCUGCCCUUCGACUGCACUCAGGUCAUGGCUGUGCCCAAACCCAUCGGUGGAGUUGUGGUGUUCGCUGUGAAUUCAUUGCUGUAUCUGAACCAGAGCGUUCCUCCGUUUGGAGUGUCACUCAAUAGUCAGACCAACGGCACCACAGCUUUCCCCUUGAGGUCACAGGAGGAAGUGAAGAUCACGCUGGAUUGUUCUCAAUCAUCCUUCAUCACCUCUGAUAAGAUGGUCAUCUCACUAAAAGAAGGAGAAAUUUACGUGUUGACGCUCAUCACAGAUGGCAUGAGGAGCGUGCGGGCGUUUCACUUCGAUAAGGCUGCCGCCAGCGUCCUGACCACUUGUAUGACGACCAUGGAGGCCGGUUAUCUGUUCUUGGGCUCUCGUUUGGGCAACUCACUGCUGCUCAGGUACACUGAGAAACUCCAGGAAACGCCAAUGGAAGAGGGCAAAGAGAACGAGGAGAAGGAGAAACAGGAAGAGCCUCCUAAUAAGAAGAAGCGUGUGGAUUCCUUGGCUAACUGGGCAGGUAAGGCCAAUCUGCCUGACGAGCUCGAUGAAAUCGAGGUGUACGGGAGUGAGGCUCAGUCAGGCACUCAGCUGGCUACAUACUCGUUUGAGGUUUGUGACAGCAUACUGAACAUAGGACCCUGUGUCAGCGCCUCCAUGGGAGAACCAGCCUUCCUUUCUGAAGAGUUUCAAACUAACCCAGAGCCGGAUCUGGAGGUGGUGGUGUGCUCGGGAUACGGCAAGAAUGGAGCUCUCUCUGUACUGCAGAAAAGUAUCAGACCGCAGGUGGUCACAACGUUUGAACUUCCUGGAUGCCAUGACAUGUGGACAGUCAUACACUGCGAGGAGAAACCUGAGAAGUCUCCACCGGAGGGCGAUGUCGAGGGUCCAGAGGAGGAGAAGCACGAGGCCACAGUCGAGGAUGACAAGAACAAACACGGCUUCCUCAUCCUCAGCAGAGAGGACUCCACCAUGAUCCUGCAGACGGGUCAGGAGAUUAUGGAGCUGGACACCAGUGGUUUCGCCACGCAGGGUCCCACUGUGUAUGCGGGCAACAUCGGAGACAAUAAAUACAUCAUCCAGGUGUCUCCUAUGGGCAUCAGACUGCUAGAGGGAGUGACACAGCUCCACUUUAUCCCUGUGGACUUGGGCUCUCCCAUAGUGCACUGCUCUGUGGCCGAUCCAUACAUGAUCAUCAUGACAGCUGAGGGAGUGGUCACCAUGUUUGUGCUGAAGAGCGACUCGUACAUGGGGAAGAGCCACCGCCUGGCGCUGCAGAAACCACAAAUCCACACGCAAUCCCGUAUUAUUACGUUAUGUGCUUAUCGUGAUGUCAGUGGCAUGUUCACAACUGAGAACAAGGUCAGCUUCCUGGCCAAAGAGGAAACUGCCAUCAGAGCCCAAUCAGAUACAGAGACCAUCAUCCAGGACAUCAGUAAUGUGAUGGAUGAUGAGGAAGAGAUGCUAUAUGGGGAGUCGAACCCUCUGUCCAGCCCCAGUAAAGAGGAGCCCAGCCGCAGCUCUGCAGCACUGAACUACACUCAGACAGGACGAGAGGGUGGCCAGGGCAGACUGGAGCCGUCGCACUGGUGCCUUCUGGUCCGAGAGAAUGGAGUCAUGGAGAUAUACCAACUUCCUGAUUGGCGCCUGGUUUUCCUGGUGAAAAAUUUCCCUGUUGGUCAGCGUGUUUUGGUCGACAGCUCCGCUAGCCAAUCGGCUACUCAAGGGGAGCUCAAGAAGGAGGAAGUGAUGAGGCAGGGAGAAAUCCCAUUGGUCAAAGAAGUUUCUCUCGUGUCUUUAGGCUACAACCACAGCCGUCCUUACCUGCUGGCACAUGUUGAUCAAGAGCUUCUCAUCUAUGAGGCCUUUCCCUACGACCAGCAGCAAGCUCAGAGCAACCUGAAAGUGCGCUUCAAGAAGAUGCCUCAUAACAUUAACUUCAGAGAGAAGAAGUCCAAAAUGAGGAAGGACAAGAAGCCUGAUGGUCAGGGAGAGGAGACUCUGGGGGUCAAAGGUCGAGUGGCCAGAUUCAGAUACUUCCAGGACAUCUCGGGAUACUCUGGGGUGUUUAUCUGCGGGCCGUCUCCUCACUGGAUGCUGGUGACCUCUCGUGGUGCGAUGCGGCUCCACCCCAUGACAAUAGACGGCGCCAUCGAGUCCUUCUCUCCCUUUCACAAUAUCAACUGUCCCAAAGGAUUCCUCUACUUCAACAAACAGGGCGAGCUGAGGAUCAGUGUGUUACCCACAUAUCUCUCAUAUGACGCUCCCUGGCCUGUCCGCAAGAUCCCACUCAGGUGUACUGUCCACUAUGUGUCGUACCACAUGGAAUCAAAGGUGUAUGCGGUGUGCAGCAGUGUUAAAGAGCAGUGCACACGCAUCCCCAGAAUGACCGGAGAGGAGAAGGAGUAUGAGACCAUCGAAAGAGAUGAGCGGUACAUACACCCUCAGCAGGAGAAGUUCUCCAUUCAGCUCAUCUCUCCGGUCAGCUGGGAGGCCAUCCCAAACACACGCGUUGAUCUGGAGGAGUGGGAGCAUGUGACGUGUAUGAAGACGGUGGCUCUGAAGAGUCAGGAGACUGUGUCAGGCCUGAAGGGAUACGUGGCCUUGGGCACAUGCCUCAUGCAGGGAGAGGAGGUCACCUGUAGAGGAAGAAUCCUGAUUCUGGACGUGAUUGAGGUGGUGCCAGAGCCCGGUCAGCCCCUCACCAAGAACAAGUUUAAAGUGCUGUAUGAGAAGGAGCAGAAGGGGCCCGUCACGGCUCUCUGUCACUGCAGUGGAUACCUGGUGUCUGCCAUCGGACAGAAGAUCUUCUUAUGGAGUCUGAAGGAUAAUGAUCUGACCGGCAUGGCCUUCAUCGACACGCAGCUCUACAUCCAUCAGAUGCACAGCAUCAAGAACUUCAUCCUCGCCGCUGAUGUGAUGAAGAGCAUCUCUCUGCUGCGCUACCAGGAGGAGAGCAAGACGCUCUCGCUCGUCAGCAGGGAUGCAAAACCCCUGGAGGUUUACAGCGUAGACUUCAUGGUGGACAACAACCAGCUGGGCUUCCUGGUUUCAGACAGAGACAAAAACCUGUUGGUCUACAUGUACCUGCCAGAAGCCAAAGAGAGUUUCGGAGGCAUGCGUUUGCUGCGGAGAGCCGAUUUUAACGUGAGCGCUCAUGUAAACGCCUUCUGGAGGAUGCCGUGCCGCGGCACUCUGGACACCGCCAGCAAGAAGGCACUCACUUGGGACAACAAGCACAUCACAUGGUUUGCUACGCUGGACGGUGGCGUCGGCCUGCUUCUGCCCAUGCAGGAGAAGACGUACCGCAGACUGCUGAUGCUGCAGAACGCCCUCACCACCAUGCUGCCACAUCACGCGGGGCUCAACCCAAAGGCCUUCAGGAUGCUGCACUGUGAUCGGCGGACGCUGCAGAACGCGGUGAAGAACAUCCUGGAUGGAGAGCUGCUGAAUAAGUACCUGUACCUCAGCACCAUGGAGCGAAGCGAACUGGCCAAGAAGAUCGGCACAACCUCAGAUAUUAUCCUGGAUGAUCUUCUGGAGAUCGACAGAGUAACCGCUCACUUCUGAAGAGCUGCUGCUCUCACGCUCAGUGUAUUUCGUCACCUGAUGAUCCUCAGCUCACUGUUUUAUAUUUCAAUGUUUUGAUAGAAAAUGAAGAAACUAAAAUUUGUCAUACAGUUGGUUUUUUUUGUUGACAGAAAGAAGGAAAUGCAGUAAAGGGUAUUGCAUUUCUUUAGAAUAUUUUGUAAAAAAACAAAAAGAACAUGUAUUGCGUGUUGACAUCCAGAACAAACAUGCUGAUACUCCAG